Messenger RNA from Manis pentadactyla (Chinese pangolin), 2973 nucleotides. RefSeq names its product tripartite motif containing 45 (gene TRIM45). The transcript has 7 exons. NCBI's taxonomy places the organism in Eukaryota, Metazoa, Chordata, Mammalia, Pholidota, Manidae. Gene Ontology annotation, cellular component: nucleoplasm; chromatin. Bases 324 to 2066 code for a protein of 580 amino acids. Gene Ontology annotation, biological process: positive regulation of DNA-templated transcription. Gene Ontology annotation, molecular function: ubiquitin-protein transferase activity; protein binding; zinc ion binding. The record is from RefSeq and is a predicted model, not a curated record.
UGGUAGAGGUUGUGAGAGGUACAAGGGUCCGGGAGUUGGCCCAGGACUAGCCCAGGACCUAGAUCAGGAAGCGCUUCCGGGGAGGACCUGGGGGCAGAGGAGCGCGUGGGUGUGUCUGGUAUGGGAUGCCAAGGAAAAGAGAGGAAUCUCCUGAGUAGAUCUGUGGGUGGUUCUUUUGAGCAAACCUCGUCUUUGCUCUUUGAUUUGCCGAAGAGGAAGUCCCCAUGGUUUCUGUUAAAAUUGUGGCAACUUUUUUGUGGGCUUAAUUGCCUGCAUAGAACUGCCCAGGACCUUUUCUGAUAAGGGGCACAAACGUGGGGAAUAUGUCAGAAAACAGGAAACCGCUGCUGCGUUUCGUGGGCAAACUCCCCAGCGGAACUGCCGUUGGAAACUCAGGCAAGACUCACUGCCCUUUGUGCAUGGGACUUUUCAAAGCCCCCAGGCUCUUGCCUUGCUUACACACAGUUUGCACCACGUGUCUAGAGCAGCUGGAACCCUUCUCAGUAAUGGACUUUCGAGGGGGAGACUCUGACACAAGCUCUGAGGGGUCAGUAUUUCAGGAACUCAAGCCACCCAGUAUGCAGCCGCAGAUCGGCAUCCUCUGUCCGGUAUGUGAUGCUCAGGUGGAUCUGCCCGUGGGUGGCGUGAAGGCUUUAACCACAGAUUACCUGGCCAUGAACGAUGUGAUGCUGGAGAGUCUUCGUGGGGAAGGCCAGGGCCUGGUGUGUGACCUGUGCAGCGACAGGGAAGUGGAGAAGAGGUGUCAGACCUGCAAAGCCAACCUCUGCCACUUCUGUUGCCAGGCUCAUAGGCGGCAGAAGAAAACGACUUACCAUACCGUGGUGGACCUAAAAGACUUGAAAGGCUAUAGCCAGAUAGGGAAACCCAUUCUGUGUCCCACUCACCCUGCAGAAGAGCUGAGACUGUUCUGUGAGCUCUGCGACCGGCCCGUGUGCCGGGAUUGCGUGGUGGGCGAGCACCGCGAGCAUCCCUGUGACUUCACCAGCAAUGUCAUCCACAAGCAUGGUGACUCGGUGCGGGAGCUCCUCAGAGGCACCCAGCUCCACGUGGAGGCCCUGGAGGAAGCCCUGGUACAGAUCAAAGGGGCAAACAGUGCCCUCCAGGAGCGAGUGGAGGCUGUGGCAGCUGAUGUGCGAACAUUCUCCGAGGGCUACAUCAAGGCCAUUGAGGAGCACCGGGACAAGCUGCUGAAGCAGCUGGAAGACAUACGGAUCCAGAAGGAAAACUCCCUGCAGCUGCAGAAGGCCCAGCUGGAGCAGCUGCUGGCAGACAUGCGCACUGGAGUGGAGUUCACCGAGCACCUGCUGACCAGUGGCUCGGACUUGGAGAUCCUCCUCACCAAGGGGGUUGUAGUGGAACGGCUUACAAAGCUGAACAAGGUUGAAUACAGUGCCCAUCCUGGAGUAAAUGAUAAGAUACGCUUUUUCCCUCAGGAGAAAGCAGGCCGAUGCCAUGGUUAUGAAGUUUAUGGGACCAUCAAUACCAAAGAGGUCGAUCCUGCCAAAUGUGUCCUUCAAGGAGAAGAUCUCCACAGAGCCCGGGAGAAACAGACAGCCUCUUUCACCCUGCUUUGUAAGGAUACAGCAGGAGAGAGCAUGGGCAGAGGAGGAGACAACAUUCAAGUUGCAGUAGUCCCUAAAGAUAAGAAAGACAGUCCAGUCAGAACAAUGGUGCAAGAUAACAAGGACGGGACAUACUACAUUUCCUACACCCCCAGGGAACCUGGCGUCUAUACUGUGCUGGUCUGUGUCAAAGAGCAGCACGUGCAGGGCUCACCAUUCACUGUGACCGUGAGGAAAAGGCACCGCCCACACCCGGGGGUGUUUCACUGCUGCACUUUCUGCUCCACUGGAGGCCAGAAAACUGCCCGCUGUGCCUGUGGAGGCACCAUGCCAGGUGGGUACUUAGGCUGUGGCCAUGGACACAAAGGCCACCCAGGUCGUCCCCACUGGUCAUGCUGUGGGAAGUUUACUGAGAAGUCGGAAUGCACCUGGACAGGUGGGCAGAGCACACCAAGGAGCCUACUCAGGACUGUGGCGCUCUGAUGGCCUCCUGGAAAGAUUCGCUUCAGCCUCUCUCUGAUCAAAAUCUGGUCUUCCCAGAAGGCACUGAUGGCCCUGUAACCCUCUCAAAUUAUUAGCUAUCUGCUCUUCCUCACCUCUUAUAAUUAAGGGCCCAGAGGUCAGGUAGGUGUCCUGUUAGCACAUCACUCCUGCUUUAAGAUCUGUGGUUCUCAAAAAUGAGACUUUGCAGCCCAAGGGACACUUAGUAAAGUCUUGAAGACAUUUUUCCUUGCCACUGCUGGGAGCAGACUGCUACAACCAUCUAUUGGGUAGAAGUCAGGAGAGCUACUCAAUUCAGAACAGCUUUCCACACAGAAUUAUUCAAUCCAAAAUGUUAAUAACACCACUGAUGAGAAAAAUCCUGUUCUAGACCAUUACCCCUCCUCCUUUUCUAAAAAUGGCCAGCCUUAAAGCUCAUGCCUUUAAACAAGUUACUACCCUUCCAUGGUUCAGCCAUCUACAGAGCUCCAUGUCAUUCCCACUCAUUCCUUGAAGAUUUUCACCAAGUUUGCUGUUAUUCUAGUAGUACUCCUCAAUCUUAGAGUAAUUCAAUAUCCACAGACUUAAUUCCAUGACCAAUUCUCUAAUAUUCUUCUUUCCCUUCCCUUAGCCAUAGAGCCAGUCAUACAUUAGACCUUGAUUCCAAUUGCACCCUUUUCAUAAUCUCAAUUUCAAGAAUCCUCCAACCAAAUCCUUCCCUUUUUCCAGCUCACCCACUAUAGUAACCUACUGAUUCUCCUACCUCCCUGAAACCCACAAUACAGUGACUCUACCACAUUCUCAUUAUUCCUCUCACUUCCUGACCCAUGUCCUUUCCUUGGACCUUAAUCAGCUUGGAUUCUAGAGACCAUAAUUAUAAUCACUCCUUUUGCAUGACAGAGGGAGCUCU